AUGGACCCAUUUGAAGUCAGAAUCCAGUUUUUAAACCUCCUCAAACGUCUCAACGCCUCGCAACAAUCCAUUCAAAAGGUCGUGACUUUUGCGAUAAAAUAUUUCCCGCCUUGCGGUGAAGAUAUUUGGGAUUGCAUCGUCGAAGAAUGCCAGAAGGGCUCGUUGAACGCGCGCAUAAAUAUCCUCUACUUCCUUGAUUCGCUUUGUGAUACGUGCUUGCUCGUCAAAUCACACUCUAGUGCAAUAGGAACCAGUCAAGGAACCAACCAAUAUGUCGACUUUGUCAGUCGAGACAUUGGUAAAAUUGUUCAGUGUGUCGUUCCAGCGGGCAGGGAAGGUCUGCCCAAUCUAACCAGCACCAAGCAAAUUCUAGAGAAUUGGAGAAAUAAGCGUGUAGUGGACCCACAGACGGUCGACGAUGUCCUUACUUCACUGGAAACCCGGACCGUUCCUACGACUACAUCCUCCUCUUCCCACCGUAAAUCUUCCCACUCCUCCCUUUCGCGCAACGAAGUCUUCAAGAGAAUUGAGGAAGACCGCGAGCGGCAUAAGCGACUACGAGAACGCCGUUGGGUUCAGCCCACUUCACAUCGUGCCCCCGGUCAAAUCAAUCUCCUUGCUUUCAUGCCGCUCUCGCAAGACAACGACGACGAAGUGCUCGCAAUCGAUGUUGAGUUUGAGAACGACUGGGAGACGACGAGUGACUGGAAUGAAGACGAUGAUGAAGCGUGUAUUGAGGAGAGCAAUUGCUGCUUUCCCAUGGAAGGCGAAGGUCCUAUGGAUCUCGAAUCAUAG
Molecule: messenger RNA, 795 nt
Organism: Mycena indigotica
Lineage: Eukaryota; Fungi; Basidiomycota; Agaricomycetes; Agaricales; Mycenaceae
Product: CID domain-containing protein
Exons: 4
Coding region: 1-795 (264 amino acids)
Biological process (GO): positive regulation of DNA-templated transcription, elongation; positive regulation of transcription by RNA polymerase I
Cellular component (GO): CTDK-1 complex
Source: RefSeq, a predicted model, not a curated record